Molecule: messenger RNA, 656 nt
Organism: Schistosoma rodhaini
Lineage: Eukaryota; Metazoa; Platyhelminthes; Trematoda; Strigeidida; Schistosomatidae
Source: the annotation of a GenBank genome assembly
UACUCUCACCCUUUCUCUUUCUCAUAGUGGUUGAGUGGAUUAUGAGGACCUACACAUCUAAGAAGAAGCACGGAAUACAAUGAACAGCUUGGAUGCAGUCAAAUGAUAUGUAUGUGACAGAUGACCUAGAUCAUCUACCUCAUACACAACAAAAAAUGCAAGUGAAGACAAACAAUAUAGCAGCAGCCUCUACAACAGCAGACAUAAACACACACAAGGGAAAUAACAAGAUCAUGAAACACACCACAGAGUGCACCAACACAAUCACACUGGAUGGAGAAGUUCUGGAAGAGGUGGAAGGUUUGACAGACCUGGAUACUAUCGUUGAUAAAUUAGGAGGAUCUGGUGCAAGUGUGAAGGCACGGAUCGGAAAAGUGAGCACCACAUUCCUACAAUUGAAGAAUACCUCCAACUCAAAACAACCAUCACCCAACACCAUAGUCACAGUUUUUGAUACGAACACUAGGACAGUUCCAUUGUAUCAUCUAAUCACAGGUUUGUACAGUUAGUAACCAAUAAGUCAAAUAAAAGCUUAUAAUAAAGGGAAUAUAAAUAUACAUAUAAUAUGGUUACUUAAUAACUACUCAAUAAUGUAAUAAUAGUUCACAAACAAUUCCUAUCAGUUACUAUUCAUUUACUUUUCAUUAGGAUAUAAA